Molecule: messenger RNA, 1289 nt
Organism: Tauraco erythrolophus (red-crested turaco)
Lineage: Eukaryota; Metazoa; Chordata; Aves; Musophagiformes; Musophagidae
Source: RefSeq, a predicted model, not a curated record
AUGUCGGUCAUCACAUGUGCCUCAAAAUACAUUUUCCUGCAAAUUAGCUACUUUUUUUCCUUUUUUCUUUCUUCCCAUGCAGUGUGUCAGAAGGACCAAGUGGCUGCCGAUGCCUCAGACUGCUACCUGACUUUCCACAAACUGACGCUUCACCUCCAAGGAGACAAGGAGCCAGGCUGGCUGAAGCAGCUCUUCACGGAUUUCAUCUCCUUCACUUUGAAGCUGGUUCUCAAGAGCGAGGUGUGCAAUGAAAUAAACUCUCUUGCCCAGAUGCUGGCAAAUUUUAUACAUGAUUUAGCAGCGAAUUUUGUCCAGGAUGAGGAUAUCAGACUUGAUAUCUCCCUUGCAUCAGUUCCUUUAAUAAAAGCAAAUUACCUAGAAUCACAUCACAAGGGCCUUGUCCUGUACGAGAACUACUCCAACGUCUUCAGUGACUCGGUUUUCUCCCCGUCGCUGCUGACCGAGUCCCGAAUGCUCUACUUCUGGCUGUCCGAGCACAUCCUCAACUCUCUGGCUUCGGCAGCGUUCUUAGAUGAGCGCCUGGUGUCGACCAUCAGAGGGGAGAAGCUGCAGGCGCUGUUUGAAAUGGAAGACACGGAAGCGCAGCGGAAGGCAGUGCAGACGAUUUUUCAAGGCGCUUCCUAUAACGACUCUGUGGCCAAGGUGUGGAGUCUCGCCCAGCCCCAAAUCGCUGUUCAGCCUGAAGGGACAGUGGUGAAGUCCUUGGUAGCAGUGGAGGUCAGCAUCUUUCCCGUGGGAGAAGAGCCCCUGAUGGUUCUGUACAUGGAGAAGGAAAUCACCGUCACUAUCCAAGCUGCCUAUGCAGAAAAGAAGCUCAUUUUGCACCCUUUGGACUCCAGGAUAGAGUUUAAAGUCUUUAAAUGCACGGCUGAUCCAAGUGAGAAUGACCCGUCCAUAAGAAACUUCCUGCAGACAAUGAUCUCCGUUGUUGGGAUCCCAGAAGUGAUUUCAAGGAUUGAACCAACUUUGACGUCACUGAUGAACAGCAAAGGGCUUAAUCUAUUUGAGAUCAAAAAUCCUGAGAUCAUCACAAGAAAGGGAUACGUAAUUGUACAGCUUGACUUCAGCUUCCCGAAUCAUUUGCUUCUUGAUUUCCUUGAGAAAAGAUUAUAGAAUCAAUCUCUUCAUAAAGAAGUGUAGGAACUCGUGUACAAACAGGAAGAUUGUUUGUGAACCAAUUAAAAGAUGAGCUGAUUUAAAUCAGCUUUGGUUGACUUCUCUUUCCUUUUCCUGAGAAACGCUCCAGUUUCUUUGCAAUUGUACUUCCA